This is a messenger RNA of Mucor mucedo, 1959 nucleotides long. RefSeq names its product RIC1-domain-containing protein. The record is from RefSeq and is a predicted model, not a curated record. The transcript has 11 exons. NCBI's taxonomy places the organism in Eukaryota, Fungi, Mucoromycota, Mucoromycetes, Mucorales, Mucoraceae. Gene Ontology annotation, biological process: retrograde transport, endosome to Golgi; intracellular protein transport. Gene Ontology annotation, cellular component: cytosol; Ric1-Rgp1 guanyl-nucleotide exchange factor complex; Golgi membrane. Gene Ontology annotation, molecular function: protein binding. Bases 1 to 1959 code for a protein of 652 amino acids.
AUGAAUAUAUCAGUAUGGAUAUCCACAGAAGGGCGUGCUUAUUUUGUUCAGAAUAAUAGCUCUUUGUCCAACCAAAGACGUGCAUCUGUCAACAGCAGUAACGGAUUACCCUCAAAAUCCAUCACUUCACCCAGCGUUCCCACCUUCGAAAAACAGAAUUAUUGGGCUGGUGUAUGUUUCCACAAGGAAAAUCAUAAAGCAACUGCAGUUUCUGUCAACUCAAAGUUUUCAUUAAUCGCAGUAGGAACAGAUAAGGGUAUUGUAUACGUAUAUUCAGCGCAAAAUUAUUCCUCGACACCAGUAUUAUCCCAUACAUUAGUGUUGACUUCUUGGUCGUCACAAAGUUCGAAUGCACAAGACAAUUCAGUAGAAACGCUUGAAUGGACAUCAGAUGGAUAUGCAAUUGCCGUUGGAUUUAAGCGACGAGGAUUGGCAGUGUGGAGUGUAUAUGGAGGCUUACUUUGCUCCUCGAGUGAAAUGGAUGAUGUCUUUGAUGGUGAAAAUGCUGGUAAAUUAAAAGAUACAUACGUAAAAGGAAUCUGCACACUGUUUUGGGGACCUGGAAACCAUCAACUUUUCGUUUUAUCAGGGGACCUACGAGGACUGCUGCAAACAGAUGAUCGAAUUUUGCUCUAUAAUAACGGCGGAGAUUACCAGGAAAAUAACACAACAAUCGAUCCAGCUGCUGUAGCAUGGACACAUAUCCAGUAUCCCGCUUUAUACAUCACAGAUCAUUGGCCAAUUCGAUAUACAUCAAUUAGUUCGGACGGGAAAUUUAUUGCGAUUGCUGGUAAGCGAGGUUUUGCACACUACAAUGCUAUCUCCAAUCGAUGGAAGUUGUUUGGUAAUCAACAGCAAGAGCAAAGUUUUCUGAUUCGGAUGUAUUCUCGCGAAAGUAAUUUGGAUAACGCAUACAUCUUAUAUACCGAAUCCAUUUCCAAUAUUCCAGCUUAUAUGACUCUUUGCGGAAGUUUUUUGCUGGUGUAUACUUCAGAAAACGUAUUAAAUGUGUAUAAUAUUUAUCAAAUUCAUUCUAUGGAAAACGUUAUUUCAUCCAACAUUAUGUUACUGGUGGAUGGAAAAUUAAUUAUUUUAUGCCCCAAAACUUCUAACGACGGACCUUUAUCAGCACCCAUCAAUCAAUUCGAUAUGCACAUCAUUCACCAGAAAGCCGAAUAUUAUUGGAUCGGUAGAAAGAGUGUUGAUAAUUUGAUUACGUCGUUAUGGAUAGCUGACGGAAAGGGGUUAAAGACAUUUACCAACCUUUUAUUGGGACGUGAUUUUGAUUAUAAUACGUAUAAUCAAGAUAUCUCGGACAGUGAACCUUCUACACCAACAACACCGGGGUUUCUGUCUUCAUCUAGCUUAAAUGUAGCUGACAUGGGAAGACCGUUCUCUCUAGGCUACCGUAUGGGUCCAGAUGGCCUGUCGCCGUCUAACUCGAUGGGUGAUAUGGAUGAAUGCUCCAAAUGGAGAACAAGCGAUUUCGAUAAUCUUAAUAAUUUGUCCAUUUAUAUCCCUCUUGAUUUCUACCCGCUCUCUAUACUUUUAGAUAAAGGCAUUAUUGUGGGCAUCGAACAAAAUAUUUCGUAUCGAGAUUCAUUAGGGUUUGUAUUAUUCAAGAUGAGCCCAAAGAUGCAUUUAUUUUUGCACCAUAUCCUAAGAUAUCUAUUGCAGCAUGAUUUAGAGCAAGAUGCAGUUCUCUUCGCACGAGCCUACGAGAAAUUUGUUUAUUUUGGUCAUGCUCUAGAGAUUCUACUUCACACUGUUCUCGAAGAAGAAGCAGGUCAUGACUUGGGUGAUGAGGCAAUCUUGCCAUUGGUUAUUAAAUUUUUGGACCAAUUUCCUCACGCUUUGGAUGUUAUUGUGAGCUGUGCUCGUAAGACCGAAGUUGCUUUAUGGGAUCACUUGUUUUCGGUGGUUGGCAAGCCUAAAGAUUUGUUUGAAGUAAAUGGGUAA